Capsicum annuum is the source of this 1154-nucleotide messenger RNA. RefSeq names its product 40S ribosomal protein S3a. The record is from RefSeq and is a predicted model, not a curated record. The coding region runs from base 161 to 943 and encodes 260 amino acids. NCBI's taxonomy places the organism in Eukaryota, Viridiplantae, Streptophyta, Magnoliopsida, Solanales, Solanaceae. Gene Ontology annotation, biological process: translation. Gene Ontology annotation, cellular component: cytosol; ribosome. Gene Ontology annotation, molecular function: structural constituent of ribosome. The transcript is spliced from 6 exons.
GGCUGAGCCCAUUUAUUAGCAGUCCAUAACUAACAAAAACAAAAAGCCCAAUAGAUGUCCCUGUACUAAAUAAGUAAGCAUAAAAUACAAUAGGGUUUUAGCAUUGCAGCCGUCUUUGUGUUCUUCUGUCUUACCAUCAUCACAACUCAGAAGCUCGACCAUGGCCGUCGGAAAGAACAAGAGAAUUUCCAAAGGCAAGAAAGGAGGAAAGAAGAAAGCAGCUGAUCCAUAUGCUAAAAAGGAUUGGUAUGAUAUCAAGGCUCCAUCAGUAUUUGCUGUCCGCAAUGUUGGGAAGACCCUUGUUACCCGUACACAGGGUACAAAGAUUGCUUCAGAAGGCCUGAAGCAUCGUGUGUUCGAAGUGUCAUUGGCUGAUCUUCAGAAUGACGAAGAUAACUCCUUCAGGAAGAUUCGUCUGAGAGCUGAAGAUGUCCAAGGAAGAAAUGUCCUGACAAACUUUUAUGGUAUGGACUUCACCACAGAUAAGUUGAGGUCACUGGUAAAGAAAUGGCAAUCAUUGAUUGAGGCUCAUGUUGAUGUUAAGACAACUGAUAGUUACACCUUGAGAAUGUUCUGCAUUGGCUUUACCAAAAAGCGCCCAAACCAACAAAAAAGAACUUGCUACGCACAGUCAAGCCAGAUUCGCCAGAUCCGUCGCAAGAUGCGUGAGAUCAUGGUUAACCAGGCACAAUCGUGUGAUUUGAAAGACUUGGUCCUGAAGUUCAUUCCUGAAUCAAUUGGCAGAGAGAUUGAGAAGGCAACAUCAAGCAUCUACCCAUUGCAGAAUGUGUUCAUUCGCAAAGUCAAGAUCUUGAAGGCUCCAAAGUUUGACCUUGGCAGGCUGAUGGAGGUUCACGGUGAUUACUCAGAAGAUAUCGGUGUGAAGGUGGAUAGACCAGCAGAGGACGUUGUAGCUGAGCCAACUGAAGUUGUUGGAGCUUAACUAUGUUAUGAUUUUCAUAAUCUGUUUUAUGAACUUGUUCUCGGUUUUCAUUGUUUUUGUUUUUCAUUAAAUGAGUCAGUAGAUUACCUUCAUGUCUUGAGAGUUUAGCAACAAAUUUUAGAGGCAAUUAUAUACUACAUUAUGAUAUUUCUCACUCCUUGAAAUAUGUUUACCAUUUUUCAGUAAAUGGCACUGCAAUUCUGGCCUUCAA